This is a messenger RNA of Verticillium alfalfae VaMs.102, 486 nucleotides long. RefSeq lists its product with no specific name. The record is from RefSeq and is a predicted model, not a curated record. The transcript has 3 exons. NCBI's taxonomy places the organism in Eukaryota, Fungi, Ascomycota, Sordariomycetes, Glomerellales, Plectosphaerellaceae. The coding region runs from base 1 to 486 and encodes 161 amino acids.
AUGUCAAGCGGCGCCAUCGAGAAAAACCUGGUUUCCAUUGCUCGUUGCCCCGGUCCCGAGCUGCGCGUUCUCGACCGGCUGAUUGCACGGCUGAUGGUGCACGUCGAAGUCAAUGUCGUCCGUUCAAGCCGUCCAAGGAAAGUAAGUGUAUCCCCGUCGUCUCGCUUCGGCGCCAUGCUUGAGCUUAAGGCGAGGCACAAGCUCGUCUUUCUAGUACGGCACCAGCGAGAUGCUACGGCCGCCUCUCCCUUGCAAUUCGCCAUGGAGAUCACCUGUAAGCGGUCGUUAUUGCCACCCAGCGCGGUUCUGCCAAGAUGCCUUUCGAAGUCUUUGGAGCUCCUGAAACAUUUCGCGAGGCUUGGCGGGGUAAGAAUAGGAAGAAGAAAUAGCAAUGUCGAGACCGUCGUACGCGUCAUCGAACCCAGGAUUGCGUUCGUCGCAGAGGUUUAUCGCGUCUACUGGUCGAAGCUUCGCCCCAUCCACUAA